CCCUAGAAAACAGUCUGCGUGGGGCUGCACUCCUAUAGGGAUCACGGAUAGAAGUAUUUGGCAACUUCUUUGGAGUCUUCACAACAUUGCAGGCCACAGACAGACAGCUGCAUCGAUGGUGGAGCGCUUCAGCGAUCAACAGUAAUAACAUCGUCUCUUAUGAUGACCAGAUAUUGUGGAUCGUCCGUAAAUUAAAGCAGUAACUAGUGUCACUUGAGUUUAGUCACUGCUCCAUCUUAUUGCGGAAGAUACAGUCGGAUAUAGACGUGUGUUUCUGGGGAUAAAGCCGCCAGAUAGCAAGAAGCAGCUCCUAGCUGUUAGCGAGCUAGCUCCGUGGAGGGGGAACAUUCUCUAACCUCCGUAUCAACAUGGCAAUGUCCCUGAUACAAGCCUGUCGCAGUCUCGCUCUUUCAACAUGGCUGCUCUCUUUUUGUUUUGUGCAUUUGCUGUGUCUAGACUUCACUGUGGCGGAGAAAGAGGAAUGGUAUACUGCCUUUGUGAACAUCACCUAUCUGGAUCCCGUGACUUUUGAGAUCAAAACAGAGAAAACAGAGUGCGGGCGCUAUGGCGAACACUCACUCAAGAAAGAAGCCAAAGGGGUGGUGGUCAUGCCCUCCGUCCUGCAAGAUAGACAGGCUUGCGACCCCAACACUAAAUUCCCUAUUCCAAACCCCAACAGUGCGUGGAUUGCACUCAUAGCCCGUGGCAACUGCACGUACAAAGACAAGAUUAGACAUGCGGCAAGCCACAAUGCAUCCGCUGUAGUAAUAUUUAACGUGGGUUCGAGUAAUGCCAACGAAACCAUAACAAUGCCUCAUCAAGGCACUGGUGAAAUUGUGGCCAUCAUGAUUCCGGAACCCAAGGGCCGCGAGAUCAUUUCGCUGCUGGAGCGGAACAUCACAGUCAACAUGCACAUCACCAUAGGAACGCGGAACCUCCAGAAGUAUGUGAGCCGCACCUCGGUGGUGUUCGUCUCCAUCUCUUUCAUCGUGCUCAUGAUCAUCUCCCUCGCCUGGCUGGUCUUCUACUACAUCCAGAGGUUCCGCUACGCCAACGCCCGCGACCGCAAUCAGAGGCGCCUGGGAGAUGCUGCCAAGAAAGCCAUUAGCAAGCUGCAAGUGAGGACCAUCAGGAAGGGAGACAAGGAAACAGAGUCAGACUUUGAUAACUGUGCAGUGUGCAUUGAAGGCUACAAGCCCAAUGAUGUGGUCCGGAUACUACCUUGCAGGCAUGUCUUCCAUAAGUACUGCGUGGACCCCUGGCUGCAGGACCAUAGGACGUGUCCCAUGUGCAAGAUGAACAUCCUCAAAGCAUUAGGGAUCCCGCCAAACGCUGACUGCUCAGACGACAUUCCUCCGGACUACGAGGUGUCUGUGGGAGGGCCACCCACCAACCAGGUGACCGGAGCUAGCGAGGUAACUGUGAGCGAGAGCUCGGUGGUGCUGGACCCCGCUGUGCGCUCCAUCGGCCUGCCACAGGUCUACCACGAGGUCGACCCCCUCGCCCUGAUCGGAGAAAGCCGCCAUAUUGCCAGCAGUGAACACCAGAACCCGUUGAGUAGCGAUUCGGACACCUCGCUCAUCCUGGCUGUGGAGGUUGGCCUGUCCGAUGUGGAGCUGUCGGCCGAGCAGGAGCACGAAGAGGUCAAGUCAUGAACCAUGACCCGCAUCGCCCCCGGUGUUGCCACGGAGACACAGGACCAGGACGAGGGAAGAACCAAGACCAGGAUCUGGAACCAGAGAGCCUUCUUAAUUGAAAGGGGAAGAAUAUAGAGUAACAUUGGAACAGAAAACCGUUUUGAACAGUGUCCUUCAUGUUUUGUCCCCGUGGCUUCAUCGGCUACAGGAAAAAGUUUCUGAAAAAUAGAGAUACUGUGCUUGUCAUCUUUAUAACUCAAUGGCCACAAUCACACCUUGAUUAUCCUCCUCCCUUGCUUUCUACACUUCUGUCAAUAGGCAGAGGAAGCAUUUAGCCAAUCACUGUCAUGUUAUUUGAACUUUUUUUUUUUGUUGUGUUUCCCACGAAACAUCCAUCUCCCCUUACUCUGUGGAAAUGUUGACUGUUUGAUUUCCUUAUUCGAGAUCACUGCCAAUGUAUAUUCCUGAUUCAAACACAAGUCUUUCUAUACAUAUAUAUAUAUAUCUAUAGAUAUCAGUGCACACAUGCAGCUAACAGCGUUUGCUUCAAAGUGUCAAAAAGCAGUCUGUGUGUGAUCCAACCAGCGGCCGUAAAACACAUUGAACCUUGACAAGAGAGGUCUUGCUAUUCUUUCAACGCGCCUUGUUUCGUGGACUAUGCACAGCCUCCCACUUUAUCAUGCAUCCUUUGCCGCUUGUGUCCCAAAAGACGACGUCUCUCUGCCACCGGCUGUAUUUUUGUUGUUGUUUAUAAGCUUUGUUUCUUCUCAAGUACAGCUCCCUGACCUGUCUUGUAGUAAGCUUCCUCGCUCUCAGUGGGAAGACCUAAACUUGAUGUGAUUGCGAAUUGAAUCCUUCACAAUUAAUCCCAAGUGACAAUCACUUUUCCAAGGAUCACAUCAACAGAGGACCCCAGAUCCCCACCCCCCACUUCUACACCUCCACCUUCUGAGGAGAUGGCCUCCCUGUGAGGGAGUGUGGUGAGGCUAAAGGGGAAACCGUCUGGCGUCCUCCCUCCGCUACGUGAUGAAAAUACCCAAACUCUUUAGCGCAGUCAGAGGUUGGUCUUCCUGUACCUCCCCUCUAUUUGUGCCAAGUUAACUCUAAAGAACUACACAUAUAAAUUAGGGUUAAGAUUACAUGGAAUUCUCCUAGUUUCUUUGUUUAUUUGUUUUUAUUGUAUCACAGUGACAGUCUGGAUUGGUUUGAUGUAUUGGGGUCAUUGAGUUCUGGAAGUCCAAAGAAUGUGAUAGGGGUGAAGUACUAUUUCAAAAAUGUCAACAAACUUAGUUGCAUCCAAGUUCCCCUAGCCAAUAUUUCAUUUAAAAAAAGACUUUAGGUCAGAACAGUCAAGGGGGAAACCCCCACAGUGCACAGACUGAUUCUCCGAUAAUACCAGGCGCCUGGAAUGACUAGUCUCCUUGUUGCUAAAACCUACAGAAUGGUGAAAGUCUGCUGGAUGACUUUUAUUUUAAUACGUAUGGAAGAAAAGUUUAUUUUUCUAUGAAAAAAUCAACAAAAACGAAAAUCAAGGAAAGUUUACAGUGGAGGAGAAACUGGGCUUACGUAGAUAGUAGCGUCAUUGCUAAGCUACGUCAGAAUCGGUUUGACAUGGACCAGAACUUUAAUUCAUUAGUCUUUUGCAUCACUUUUUCCUCCUGAAAUAUUGCCACAGAAAGGCAUCUGCCAUUGUACACCACCCCCCCGCCCCAAAAAAAGAAAACACAACAAGGUCUUUUUUCUGCAAAAGAAUAUUUCAAGUGCUGUUUCAGUAGUAUUUGUCAAAUGCCUUUCACCUCAACAUUUCAUUCGCAUCGAACUGAAUGGUGAUCUUUUUCUAGUAAUGUCCACUCUCUUUGUGUGUAAAAGGACAAAAAAGAAGCACACAUACCCAGAAGCCUCUUUUCUGCAUCCUCUCCCUCUCUCUUUCUUCACGUCUCUCUGAAAGAGGGUGUUGGAAUGUACAGGAGAAUGUUGAAUCUAUGAACCAAAGCUGAUGAUGCGUUUGACUUCUACAACACUUUUUCCCUCCUCACAGUCUCUCUGCUCACCUUUUUCUGGCCGAUCUGUAAAGAUUUCUUGAAAUCAUGACGUGGAUUCUUUUGUGUGUGUGUGUGUGUGUGUGUUUUUUUUUUUUUUUAUAUGUUCCCUUAUUGAUUUUUCACUCAGAAGUGCUCAAAAGGAUGGACUCGCUCUCCAUCUUUCCCCACGUUGCAUGAGAGGUGAUGGGAUGACUUGGCGGUGCAGCGUAUAGUGCAGGCAUGUCAUGCAUGUUCAGUCAGCAGUGAGGGCAGUGAUGGCAUUACCCUGACUCUCCUUUUAAGAGCGAGGGGUCGGACUAAAGAAUGACCCAAUGGGGAAGAGGGUUCCGUGUGCAACGCCACAGGGCCAGGGGAUGUGCCGGAUGCCCUCACUCCAGCAGCAUCCACAAACCAGCCAGGGGAGAGGAUCACCAGCCAAAAGACUAAACGAGAGAGACACAAAGCAGGGUGAUGUGCAGCAUCUUUUGACAAAGAGGGACCAUGACGCUAGGCCCUUCAGCAUACCCCACAAGGGCCCUCUGAGCAGCCAAGUUGAAAUCAACAUUGUGAUAAAGAUGUGUUUACCAACCCAUUCUUGUUUCUUUUAAAUUGGUUUAAUGUAAGGGCACACUCGGAUGUUUUUUCUUCUCCAAAAAGUGUGUUUUCAAUGAAGUCCAGGUAUGAGUGGCUAUAGUCUCUGAAUCCUGGAUUUCAAGUUGGUUGCACAAGGCAGUGACCUUGCAGUGCCCCACACUGGUUAAUGUGUCCCAUUUGUACGUUUGUAUGCAGUAUUGAUUCAGGUGUGCACAAGAUAUUUGACAUGUCAUUGGUUUUUAAGCUCAAGAGUUUGCUCAAAUACUGUGACAGACUGGCUGACCAGACCGAUCUUAAUGGUAUUUUAACAGUGGAAGCACACUUUUCGACAUGGAAGUCAUUCUUUCUUUUCUUUUUUGCUUUCAAACUUCUCUGAGUUGAGGUGUGCGUGCGUGUGUCCAUUCAUGUGUGUACGUGCUCUUGCUCAUCAUGCAGAUGUGUGUUGCGUUGUGUUCCAGAGGUGAUGCAUGUGCUCCUGCAGUAUUGCCUGUCUCCUGGGCCAUCUGUUUACCGACACAGCACAGACCCCACCCCCCCGUGCACACUCGCUGUUGACCUACAGCCAUUGAUUUUCCUUUUGAUCCACCCCUCGUGUUAGUUCAAGGCCCUCCUGGUGUUUACGAGAAGCAAUGCAAAGUGCUUUUUCGUGCAGCGUUUUAAGUGAUUGAGCCCUUUACUGUGCUUCACUAUUUUCCUGGACUUAGUUGCGAUGAGGAAUGCUGUUUGAGGCUGAGGCCAGCGUGUUCUGAAGAAUCAUAGGAACGGGAGAGAGAGCAAUAGAGAUGGAUGGAUGGAUGGAGGGGGUGGCUCAUUGUGGGAACAAAAUGCAUUGACUUUCCCUCGAAGGCAUGUCCACUCAUUUCAAAAUGCUAUUUGAAAAGCAUUAGCCAGAUUUCCACUACUUUAUUUGUAUCUUUUGAGACUUUGCAUCGAAUCUUCUAAUGGCACUUACUCAUGUCCUUUUUCUGAAUCCCUUUCCUUCCAAAUCAACCAAAAGAAAGACAAACACUAAGUGAAAUGUGGGAAAACACUGAGUGACUCCCAGAAAGGAAACACCUGUAGAAUGGGGUCUGGUAUCAUGCGGAUAAACACAUUUUAUAAAUGUUUCAUAACGCUAUCAUCUCAUACUCAUUCAGCACUUAUACAUUCUUGUGUAGUUUAAUGCCUCCUCAUCACAGUGGGGCCCGAGUGUUCUUAAUGGCUUACACAGUGCUUGUGACAUCUUCGUAGGCUUGUUACAUUGCUAUAAAAUCUCCAGCCAGGAGUGGUGUUGACAGGCAUUCUUUCUCUUAAGGCCCUCCACACAAAGUGCUACAUACAGUAUGUUAACUAGCUUGUUCCAGUCCUUUUGAACAGGCCCCCUCAUUCACAGCCAGGUGGGCACACCUACCCAGCACUUUACCUCUUUACAGGGAAAAAAAAAAUAAAAUGUGAAAGUGAAGAGUGGAAUCCCUUCUAUACUGGGCAGACGGCCCAUGACCUCUGGGAGAUGGCCUGUGGGUAAUCCCUACAGCAGAUGAACUGAUUCGAGGGUCUUUCUGGCUUCCUCCUCGUCCUUCCUUUUGGAACUUUUUUUUUUUUUUUUUUCUUUCUUUCUUUCUCUCUCUUUCUUUCUUUUGUCUUAAACGAUCAUGGGCUGGGGUGGGUUGUUAAAUGAGAAAAGUUGUAUACAUUAUCCAGAGGUCUUACAGUAUUGCUAUUUUGUUAUAUAGAGGACAAUGUAAAUAUGUUCAGUGUUGAUAUACUGUUCUAGUACAAUGUUGCACGUGUAUGAGUCCAUGAUUGUGAGGUACAAUAAAUUUUAUUGCAAGUUUUUCCAAA
Alosa alosa (allis shad) is the source of this 6073-nucleotide messenger RNA. RefSeq names its product ring finger protein 150a (gene rnf150a). NCBI's taxonomy places the organism in Eukaryota, Metazoa, Chordata, Actinopteri, Clupeiformes, Clupeidae. Bases 369 to 1655 code for a protein of 428 amino acids. The transcript is spliced from 7 exons. The record is from RefSeq and is a predicted model, not a curated record.